AUAGCAUUUUUAACUGUGUGCAGGACGUUGACUCCGCCUAUGCGGCCGAGAUGUUGGACGUUGCCAAGGAGCUCUAUGCUUUCGGAGACGAAUACCGCCUCGAGUACCACGAAUCCAUCACCGACGCUGGCAACUUCUACAGGUCGUGGAGCGGGUACGGAGAUGAGCUGCUGUGGGGAGCGCUGUGGCUGUACCGAGCUACAGAAGAUGCCACCUAUCUCACCAAGGCUCAGGCAGCCUGGGAUGAGUUUACUCUUGACGAGGGAGCACUACAGUUUUCUUGGGAUGAUAAAAAGGCCGGCGCUUAUGCUCUGGGCUCACUGGUAGACCCCAGCAAUACCAUAUACGAGGAAGCCUUAAAGGCGUUCCUUUCUUACCUGAAGACUGAGGCUCAGUACACCCCAGGUGGUCUUGUCUACCUGGACGCUUGGGGCUCCAACCGUCACGCUGCUAACGUUGCCUUCCUCUCCCUCUUUGCAGCCAAGUAUGGAGACCCAGCAGAUGCAGCCGCUAACACGGAGUGGGCUACAGGCCAGCUCGGAUACAUCCUGGGUGACUUCGGACACUCCUUCGUCGUGGGCUAUGGUGUAGAUCCUCCCACACGUCCCCACCACCGCUCCAGCUCGUGCCCGAUUCCUCCACAGUCUUGUUUGAAAGACAACUGGGGUCAGAACCAGCCAGGUCCCAACCCUCACACUCUCUACGGCGCUCUCGUCGGUGGUCCUGACGGGAAUGACGGCUACACCGACGUGCGCACAGACUACCAGCACAACGAAGUUGCUUGUGACUACAACGCUGCCUUCAGUGGAGCUCUGGCAGCUAUGGUAGAGAUCAGCUAGACGACGCUCUCCUCUCCCAUGAAACUAGUUGAUGUUACAUUAUAGAUUCAGUUGCUUUCCAUGAUGUUUACACUGCACUACACUUCUAAAACAUAAACAUUUUAAAUAUAAUCAUAAUAUAAUAUAAUAUAA
Messenger RNA from Cherax quadricarinatus, 971 nucleotides. The record is from RefSeq and is a predicted model, not a curated record. NCBI's taxonomy places the organism in Eukaryota, Metazoa, Arthropoda, Malacostraca, Decapoda, Parastacidae.